Columba livia (rock pigeon) is the source of this 5086-nucleotide messenger RNA. It is a transcript of the gene NAA60, whose product is annotated as N-alpha-acetyltransferase 60, NatF catalytic subunit. The record is from RefSeq and is a predicted model, not a curated record. Gene Ontology annotation, biological process: N-terminal peptidyl-methionine acetylation. Bases 1828 to 2556 code for a protein of 242 amino acids. The transcript has 6 exons. Gene Ontology annotation, molecular function: histone acetyltransferase activity; protein-N-terminal amino-acid acetyltransferase activity. Gene Ontology annotation, cellular component: Golgi membrane. NCBI's taxonomy places the organism in Eukaryota, Metazoa, Chordata, Aves, Columbiformes, Columbidae.
GGAUGUUGUUAUAUGAAUGUAGGUGUUGGGCCAGUACAGUCUGCUGAGUCAGCCAGUGAGUUGGUGCUGGUAUCUUAGUCCAUCGUCUGGUGUGAACUGGUCCUGCCACCCAGGAAGACAUCAUCUCUCUUCCUGGCUGUUUUCCACCUCUCUGCCUCCCACCCUGGCCUCUCCCAGCAUCAUUUAUGGAGUGAGCAAGAGCAGGUGAAACUGUGGUUGCAAAGGCUGACUCUCGAUGACAGUGCUGUUGUAAAUCCCUGAGGAAUCACAGGUUCCAGCCUAGAGACUUCCCUGUGAUUCCCUGUUGAUUCAGAAGUCCCGGGGGCUCCACCUUCCCAUGGGUCAUGGACAGGAAUUCCCUUCAGUGAUGUGGUGCCAGAUGGCUGUUGAUCCUUUGUUCCUCUGAUGUUAAGAUGAUUUUAAAGAAACAAUUGAGCCAAGCUGUUCGGUUUAAAAGCAGAGAAAGUUCUGUCUUAUCUAAGCAUCUCUUCUACAAACUUCAAAGUUAAAUGCUAUCUACAAAUGUCAUUAGAGCAGGAUCACUCCUGUCUUCCUGGGUUUUUAAUCAGUCACAGCGUGUCUGAUGGCUUCAGUGCAGGGUGUUGCAAAAAGACUUAGAGCUUCAUGUCUCACACUAUGUGUCCCCACCCACACUUGCCUCCUCGUAGAAAGGUAGGAAUGGGAGUUGCUCAGUUUCCCAGUGUUGGGUUUUAAUUAAGUUUUUAAUUUCUCCUUUUCAACUUCUUAUUGUGGAUGUAAGAGCAGACACCUAUGCCAGAAUCCAUUUAAAUGUUACUAGUUUAAAGCCGUCACAGUGGUGGUUUUGAGUUGAACCUGUGUGUCUCAUGCUGGAAAACACCAUUGGGAAAGAAAAGGAAAAGGAGCCACGUUGGCUCAAAUUUUAAAUUCCAUAUCUUGGAGAGGUACGAGUUUGGUGCACUUGUCUGCCAGCUAGGGAAGAAAUGUUCUUUUCACGUUUGUUUGGUGGCUUUUUGUUUGGUUGGGGUUUUGUUGUUGUUGUUUAUUGUUUUGUUUUUUUAAAGCACCUUGUUUGCAAUAGCCUCUAAAAAGUUACUUGUUAGUGUCUCAUAUAAUGAUGUAGGCAGAGGGACUGGGUUUUAUUGACAGCUGUGUGUUGCUGCUCAGUAAUGAGGACAGUGGCUAGGAAAUGGAGGCAGGCUUGAAUUCCCUGCUACCCAUGUUUAUACUACUCUAGGCUUGAUUUCUGGCUGUUUUGUUGGUUUUUUUUAGUCACUGCAUACAUUUUCUGUGUAGCUGUUUAUUCUGAUUCGGAAACGGCAGCGGGCCUGCAUGUAUGAUGAGUUGUUCGGGGUUGUUUUUUGUUUUCUGCAGGAACAGCUGCCUAUUGGAAACUUGCCGCGUUUGGCAUUUGGAAGGUAUUAGACCUCUCCUCUAGUGAGCUUCGUGUUGUAAAUGUGCUGCUAUUGUGACCCUUCAGUUUUAGCUCCCCGCAGCAGUACUGUCACAAAGCAGAUUUUCUCUUCCGCAUCUUAACAAGAAAAGAUUUAAAAACAAAACCCUCUUAGAGACUUUUGUUUGCCAUUCCCUGGAGGAAUUGCUGUAUCUGGGGCAGCAGGAAGCAGUGCCUUUUGCAGUAUGCUUUAGAGACACUUUAUUAGCGUACUAGCUCCCGUGAAAUCUACAGCUUCAGUAAUGGAUCUAGAGCUGUAGGGUAAAAGAACAGCCCAGAAAGGGACUCGCGUGCAAAACGGUUAAUGUUUCUGCUGCUGGAAGGCUGACAAGUCAAACUUGAAGUGUGCAGAGGAUCAGGGAUACAAGUACAAAAGGAUUUCACUAACAGCGUGAAUGACAGAGGAGGUGCCCCCGUCUGCGCUUACGGACGUAAACUUGCGUCUUCUCUGCCACGAUGACAUAGACACAGUGAAACAGCUCUGUGGCGACUGGUUCCCAAUAGAGUACCCUGACUCAUGGUACCGAGAUAUCACUUCCAACAAGAAGUUCUUUUCCCUCGCAGCCACAUACAGAGGCUCCAUCGUGGGCAUGAUAGUGGCAGAGAUCAAGAGCAGGACGAAGGUGCACAAGGAGGAUGGAGACAUCCUAGCUUCCAGUUUUCCUGUGGACACUCAAGUUGCUUACAUCCUAAGCCUUGGAGUGGUGAAAGAGUUCAGAAAACACGGAAUAGGUUCGCUCUUGCUUGAGAGUUUAAAAGACCAUAUAUCAACGACUGCCCAAGAUCACUGCAAAGCCAUCUACCUGCAUGUCCUCACCACUAACAACACAGCAAUAAACUUCUAUGAAAACAGAGACUUUAAACAGCACCACUAUCUUCCCUAUUAUUAUUCCAUCAGAGGGGUCCUCAAAGAUGGUUUUACGUAUGUCCUGUACAUCAACGGUGGACAUCCACCCUGGACAAUCUUUGAUUACCUACAGCACAUUGGAUCAACACUAGCCAGCCUGAGCCCGUGUUCCAUUCCCCAGAGGAUAUACCGACAAGCCCAGAGCCUCCUCUGCAGCCUCCUGCCCUGGUCUGGCAUUUCUGCCAAGAGUGGCAUUGAGUAUAGCCGGACGAUGUGACUGCAUCGGAAGAUGUAUAAAUAAAGCAAAGGUAGGUACCUGGUGGGGGAAGCUCCUUUCUCUGCCCCAGGCCAGCAGUGACACAGUGGUGAUGUGACAUGGUGGCGAUGCUCCACAGCCACUAUCCUGGCGCAGCUGAGAGCAUGCCGGAGCGAGACUGCUGAAACCGCAGCUCUGCCGCUGGGCAAGCUACCGUAUCCCUGGGGCACUGCUGUGCUCCGGUCUCCGGCUGGUAGCCAAACUCCCGUUGGUUCCGUUUGAAGGGAAUUUGAACUCUGAUCUUGUUUACUUGAGCCCAGAGCUUGACAGCAGGUGGAACCUAUUCCUGCUGUCUCCACUUUUCCCAGCUCUGUUAGACCAGCUCACAGGACCCAGAGUGAAUGAGUCCUCACUCUUCCCCAGCUCAGCGUCCCAGCACAGGAAUUGACAGCCCAUUUGCUGCCAGUUCCAUUGCAGGUGUCUGACAACAAGCUCUUCAGGACGGUGGCUCCCCAGUACGCUUGAAGAGACCCCUAACACCUGGUUUCCCUAAAGCUCUCUUUGUCUUCCUUCCAUCUCCUGCACCAUCCGGCUCUGCGCUGACUCCAGUGAUGACGGCUCUCGGGCCCUGACCCAGCCCCUGGACUGGACUUCUUGUCCCACAGGUUGACCGAGAUUUGGCAAACUUCACACUUGACGGGCCAUGGCCCCAACUUCCCCCUGUGGCUGGGAGCCUGCGAGUGCUGCCUGGGCAGGCCCGGCCGGCGUGCGAGGCACCUGGCUGUGCAGUAGCUGAGGGCCCUUUACGUCACCGGCCUGUGUGCAUGUUGCACUGUCCCCUCCACUUCCUUACCUCGGGUUUGCUCCUGUUGGCACACGUGAUGCAGAGGGGUUCAGUUGUUGCUUCCACACCACGGCUACUGAAGGCAGCAUGAAUGAGGUUAACGAAUCUGCGCUGACCGAUCAUGUAAAUGAGCUGUAAGUGCCCUGGCAGUCUGCUGCUGGCAGGAUAUACAGUCAGGCCCUUGUUGCCAGGGAAGAGGGGAGCUGGGCGAGGAGAAGCGGGGACCAGGUCUGGGUCCUGCCACGUCAGCUGCUGCCUGUGGGUAACUUCAGAGAGGGGAACUGCUGCAUGGGAAACCACCCAGCCCCACCAGCCCUCUGGAGUGACUUAAAAAGAAGUAUCUAAUUCAGGAUGCAUGGAGUAGAAGGCAGGGAAUGAAAUUGCUAUUUCAUAGUGAAAUAUAUAUAUUAUACUGUAUAGAUCUUUCUGCCUUUGUUCAAGUUGGAGCGUAGCAGGUGAGGGGAGCUGGGGGUGUAGAGAUGCUGCUGUGGAGUCUGGUCCAGAGCCUGUCUCCCCUGCAGGCACCGUCCUGUGGCACGGGGGCUGGAUCUUGCAGGAUCCUUAGGGAUGCGCUCUCCGCACAGACCGCUCCUGGCCUGGCUGCGGGACCCUGGUGCUCUGCCAGCCUGGGGCUGCAGCUCCGCUCACACAGGUAAUGUCACUGUGCCUGUGUGCCACAGCCAGGCCAGGCCGCUCCUGCGCCUCGGGGGAAGGAUGGGUUUGCCAACUUUGCCUUUAAGGUGGGAGUCUGUGCAGCUCACCCAGCCUGGGCAUGCGUUGGAGGUGCCGGUGUCCCUGUGUGCUGUUGGUGUCCUUGGUGAAUCCCCCUUCCCUGGCUGAGGCUCUUUCCCUGCUCAGCACCACGUUCCGCAUUCCCCUCUCAUUUUGGAACCUCAUUUUGGAACUGGGACUUGAGCAAAGGAGGGCUGUGCUGCAGCUGGCGAAUGGCCUGUACGUGCAGGCCGCACCAGUGUGGGUAGGGCAGGGGAUGGGACAGUACAGGGCAGGCUUAGACUUGGAGGAGAAAGAGAGCAGAGCAAGAUCUUGCAGCCCAGCUGACUGUACGGAGUCAUGUCGAUGUCCGUAAGCCCCUGAGGUGGGAGUUUGUUAACAAAAGGUGCUCCAGCCGCAGGGGCUGGCACAGCCCGUGUUCUGGGGGCUUGAACAGGUCUGGCUCAAACAAUUCAACACCAAGACCUUCAAGCCUCCAGAAUGUUGCAGGAGACAGGCAGCCACCCCCUUUCCAGACUUAUUCAUGUCACCACUUCUUGGUUUUGUGUGGUGGGUUUUUUUGGUUGGGUUUUUUUCUGUUUUGUUUGGUUUUUGUUUUUUUUUUUUUUUUUUUUACUUAUUCAGUUUUUACUUAAACACAUCUAUUGGUUUAUCUGAGUUUAACUCCUGCCCCUGGUUUUCCUUGGCACUUGCUUAUUCUGGACCAGACUGAAUCUUUCUUUCUCUCCCGAUUGCCUGGGACUGAUGUUUCCCCCAUGACUCUUCUAUCCUGCCCCUGCACAACCCAACUCCACAGCUGCAGCACUAGAGCUCAUCCCAAGGGGAGCUGUGGCUGGUCUGUGUCCUCCCGCCACCCUGUCCUCUGGGGUGUCAGCCACGUGCCCGCCUCACAGCCCGUUAUUUAUUGAACAGCAUUAUGCUGCCACUAUCAGCCUCUCUCUAAACAUCUUCAAUUAAACCAAACCUCUUUUCUGA